AUAGAAUUCCUGAUUUUCUUACUGAGUACACAAGAAAUGAAGCAGGUUGGAGAGAAAUCUAGGCACUCAGCUGAUGAACUUUCUGCCACCAUGGGGGAGCUUUUCCGGAGUGAGGAGAUGACGCUGGCCCAGCUUUUUCUACAGUCAGAAGCUGCUUAUUGUUGCGUCAGUGAAUUAGGAGAACUUGGAAAGGUUCAGUUUCGUGAUUUAAAUCCAGAUGUGAAUGUUUUCCAGCGGAAAUUUGUGAAUGAAGUGAGAAGAUGUGAAGAAAUGGAUCGAAAGCUUCGAUUUGUUGAGAAAGAAAUAAGAAAAGCUAAUAUCCCAAUAAUGGACACUGGCGAAAAUCCAGAGGUGCCCUUCCCCCGAGACAUGAUUGACUUAGAGGCCAAUUUUGAGAAGAUUGAAAAUGAACUGAAGGAAAUCAACACAAACCAGGAAGCCCUGAAGAGAAACUUCCUGGAACUGACUGAAUUAAAAUUCAUACUUCGCAAAACUCAGCAGUUUUUCGAUGAGAUGGCGGAUCCAGACCUGUUGGAAGAGUCUUCAUCCCUCUUGGAGCCAAGCGAGAUGGGAAGAGGCACGCCUUUAAGACUUGGCUUCGUGGCUGGUGUGAUUAACCGAGAACGCAUCCCGACUUUUGAGCGCAUGCUUUGGCGGGUGUGCCGGGGGAAUGUGUUCCUGCGACAGGCUGAAAUCGAGAACCCCCUGGAGGAUCCUGUGACUGGCGACUACGUGCACAAGUCUGUGUUCAUCAUUUUCUUCCAAGGCGAUCAGCUGAAGAACAGAGUCAAGAAAAUCUGUGAAGGGUUCCGGGCCUCCCUCUAUCCCUGCCCUGAAACCCCCCAGGAGAGGAAGGAAAUGGCUUCUGGAGUUAAUACCAGGAUUGACGAUCUCCAAAUGGUCCUGAAUCAAACAGAGGAUCACCGCCAGAGGGUUCUGCAGGCAGCUGCUAAGAACAUCCGGGUCUGGUUCAUCAAAGUGCGGAAGAUGAAGGCCAUCUACCACACUCUGAACCUGUGCAACAUAGAUGUGACCCAGAAGUGCCUGAUUGCAGAGGUCUGGUGCCCAGUCACUGACCUUGACUCCAUCCAGUUUGCACUCAGAAGGGGCACGGAACACAGUGGUUCCACCGUGCCCUCCAUCUUGAACAGGAUGCAGACAAACCAGACUCCCCCAACCUAUAACAAAACAAACAAAUUCACCUACGGCUUUCAGAACAUAGUAGAUGCUUACGGGAUUGGAACUUACCGAGAGAUAAAUCCAGCUCCAUAUACCAUCAUCACUUUCCCUUUCCUAUUUGCUGUGAUGUUUGGGGACUUUGGCCAUGGCAUCUUGAUGACCCUUUUUGCUGUAUGGAUGGUCUUAAGGGAGAGCCGGAUCCUCUCCCAGAAGAAUGAGAAUGAGAUGUUUAGCACUGUGUUCAGUGGCCGGUACAUUAUCCUUUUGAUGGGUGUGUUCUCCAUCUACACUGGCCUCAUCUACAACGAUUGCUUUUCCAAGUCUCUUAACAUCUUUGGGUCUUCCUGGAGCGUGCGGCCGAUGUUCACUAUAUAUAAUUGGACGGAGGAGACGCUUCAUGGGAACCCCGUGCUCCAGUUGAACCCAGCUGUCCCUGGCGUUUUUGGUGGACCAUACCCUUUUGGCAUCGACCCAAUCUGGAACAUUGCUACCAAUAAACUGACCUUCCUCAACUCCUUUAAGAUGAAGAUGUCUGUUAUCCUUGGUAUUGUCCACAUGAUAUUUGGGGUCAGCCUGAGCCUUCUCAACCAUACCUACUUCAGGAAGCCCCUGAAUAUCUACUUUGGAUUUAUUCCUGAAAUAAUCUUCAUGACCUCUUUGUUUGGCUACUUGGUUAUCCUUAUUUUUUAUAAGUGGACAGCCUACGAUGCUCAUACAUCUAAGAAAGCGCCAAGCCUUCUGAUCCAUUUCAUAAACAUGUUCCUGUUUUCCUAUCCGGACUCUAAUUCGAUGCUGUAUUCUGGACAGAAAGGGAUUCAGUGUUUCCUGGUAGUGGUUGCCCUACUGUGUGUGCCAUGGAUGCUGCUGUUUAAACCACUGGUCCUUCGGCAUCAAUAUUUGAGGAGGAAGCAUUUGGGAACUCUCAACUUUGGUGGGAUCAGGGUGGGCAACGGACCGACAGAGGAGGAUGCUGAGAUUAUUCAGCAUGACCAGCUCUCCACCCAUUCAGAAGAUGCAGAAGAGCCUACCGAGGACGAAGUGUUUGACUUUGGAGACACCAUGGUCCACCAGGCCAUCCACACCAUCGAGUACUGCCUGGGCUGCAUCUCCAACACCGCCUCCUACCUGCGGCUCUGGGCCCUCAGUCUCGCUCAUGCACAGCUGUCUGAGGUGCUGUGGACCAUGGUCAUCCACAUCGGCCUGAGCGUGAAGAGCUUGGCAGGAAGUCUGAGCAGGAACCGAGGCCACACCAGUGCACUGGAGGACGGCGCUCUUGCUGAGGGCAGGCCGUGGGCUUCUGAGGCGGAGCUGUGUGCACCGUGGGAAGUCGCCACAGUCUGGGACUGUGGCUUGGCGGGCUGGCAGACGGGCCGCGGGAGGAAGAGCUGCUUUUCCUGGAAAGUGCGGCUUCGGGGAGCGUGGGGUCGGGCAUCUUUCUGGCCCAACUAUGAAAUCCCAAAGGUUUCAGAAGGUUUCUGUGGGAUGAUGACUUCCCUCUUCCCUUUCCUCAGGGUCGAGUUCCAGAAUAAAUUCUACAGCGGGACCGGGUUCAAGUUCCUGCCCUUCUCCUUCGAGCACAUUCGGGAAGGAAGGUUUGAAGAGUGAGCCCCUCGGGGCUCUGUGACCGCCGCCCUCCCCCACUCCCUCCGUGGGGGUUGGAUGUGCUCCUCUUGCCUGCUGGUUGCGAUCCCUGGAUGUUGGAGCAUUUGUGUCAUCCCUGCCUCCCUCCCCCAGCCGCCUGUGAGACAUUUAGAUAGAUGCGGCCCUCCCUUGGGUCCCCUGCCACCUCAGCUUUGUGUGUUGUGUUGUAGUGUAGUGGUUUUUCUAGAGAAAAGCUGGGCUCUGGCUGUCACUCGCACCACUGGGCACCAGCCAAGCACAGCCCCUCUCUGUCCCCUGGUGGGGACUGUGUGCAUUUACAUGUAUGUGAGCCCACAGCCCAUGGAAGAAGAACCUUUGCCACCCACACCCAGACUCUAAACCCCACCCCCUCCUGCCAUUCUAGUUACUGGUUGGCGUGGGGGUGCUCUUGAACACCGCACCCUUGGGUUAGCAGGGGUGGGUCCAAGAAGAUGGUAUUUCAGUCCUCUGCCACCGGCCUUGUCUUCAGAGCACUUAUCAGGAAUUCAGCUGGGCCCCACUGUGUCAUCAUGCAUAGAUUAUCCUUGUCAUCCCCAAGGGUCCAUAGGUACCCAGUCCCACCUUCCUAACCCCCUACACUCACACUCUUUCCUCCUCCCUCCCAGAACCCCUUUCUCUCCUCCCUUAUUUGCACCCUGUAUGAUAUGGCACAGCUGGGAGUGACCCAAAACACGGGUCCUGGCUGGCUGCUUCUCAGGCCAUGCGUGGGCCCUGCCACAGGCACGCCCUCUGGGCAAAGGGUUUAAAUUGAUGCUUUUUCCUGGUGUAGACCCUGAGACCCUUCCCCACCCCCAAUCAUGAGUCUUGAGUGCAGGGCUGUAGUCAUCAAGGGUGGUUCUCUGGCAGGCCUGCCUUGCUCUGCCCAUCAGUGCCCCUCCCCACUUCCACACUGAGCCCAAGUCGGGGGCGUGGGGCCCUGGGCAGGGAAGGUCAGCAUCAUUUAUAGUUUGCUGAUGGAGGCAACUGGCAGGGCUGGUGGUGAACACCCCCAAGGGGCCAGCUCCCCUGCCACCCUCACACUAGCUGUGGGUCUUAGGGCCUUUUAAUCAUGCGUUGGCACAGCAGCCCUGACUGCUUCAGCUAAAUGGAUCCUGUCACCUCCAAUGCUGGAGAUAAUCCCCUGAAUUGGCCAGGCCCCAGCCCUCUCCCACCCUGGCUUUUCUAAGUGAGCUCCUUAGGAGCUGCUCACUCCACUCCCAGGCUGGGCUGGCCCUGGGCAUGGGCCACCCGUCUCAGUUCCCCAGCUUCACCCUGUGCUGGCCAGCGUGACCUGACCCAGACCUUGUGCGGAGAUCCCUCCCUUCUGAUGAGCUUUGCUCUGUUUACAGCAGGGCUUAAAGCUGGGUUCUAUGUCAGGACCCCUGCCCAAGGCCCUUCUGUUCAGACAUUCCUGUGCUGAAUAAAGUGUGUUUGACUCUGCGA
Hipposideros armiger (great roundleaf bat) is the source of this 4242-nucleotide messenger RNA. It is a transcript of the gene ATP6V0A1, whose product is annotated as ATPase H+ transporting V0 subunit a1. The transcript is spliced from 22 exons. The record is from RefSeq and is a predicted model, not a curated record. Lineage: Eukaryota; Metazoa; Chordata; Mammalia; Chiroptera; Hipposideridae. Gene Ontology annotation, cellular component: vacuolar proton-transporting V-type ATPase, V0 domain; plasma membrane; vacuolar proton-transporting V-type ATPase complex. Gene Ontology annotation, molecular function: ATPase binding; proton-transporting ATPase activity, rotational mechanism. Gene Ontology annotation, biological process: vacuolar acidification; proton transmembrane transport. The coding region runs from base 37 to 2784 and encodes 915 amino acids.